CGCAGAUGGAGGCAGUGCGCGCGCGGCUCCUUGGGCAGGAGGUGUCUGCAGAACCAUGUCAGCUCCCACACUCAUGUGAAGGAUACCUUUCGCUUUUAUUCCAUUUUUUUCUCACCCAAACAGUUGUGAAAAUGUACGCUGUAGUCUGUUACCGCAGGGAAAAGUUUCUCACCAGCCAAGCAUUGGACUUCUUAUGCGUGGACCUGAUCCAGGUUUUCGGCCAGGACUCAUGAGCCCCCUUCAGAGCCUCGGCUUUCUGGACUCUCCUCUCAGCCAAUAAUGUCUAUGGGGUUCAUGCCUGACACUCUGAAUGCCUCAGAUCCUUCCAAAUCGGCUUUUCUUGAGUUCGGCCACGGACAUCCGGCGCAUCAGCAGCACGCCUCCGGACUCUCCCACGUCUACCCGGUCCACGGCUUACACGCCGCAGGACAUUCCCAACACGAAGGUCCGUUUCCCGGCAGUGCGUCCUACGGCCGCUCUGUGGGAUACGCCUACCCCGGAGCGGUGAACGCUCAUCCCGCCUCUGCCUACAUGUCCUACCCGCACAGCAAUCACAGCACCGGCAGCCUGGCCCACGCCACGUUAGACAGCACAGACCGUGACAAGUCCACGGUGACUGAAAACAGGGAGAUUCGACUUAAUGGCAAAGGGAAGAAAAUCCGGAAGCCUCGGACUAUCUACUCCAGUCUGCAGCUGCAGGCUCUGCACCAGCGCUUCCAGCAGACCCAGUACCUGGCCUUACCGGAACGCGCCGACCUGGCAGCCAAACUGGGACUCACCCAGACUCAGGUGAAAAUAUGGUUUCAGAAUAAGCGCUCCAAGUAUAAAAAGAUCAUGAAACAUGGCAGCGGAUCAGAGGGAGAACAUCUCCACGGCACCCACUCCAUCUCCCCCUGUUCUCCCGGCUUACCACAACUUUGGGAGGUCUCUAUGGCGAACAAAGGCGCUCCAAUGCACCCAAACAAUUACAUGAACAGUUUUGGUCAUUGGUAUCCAAACCAUCAUCAUCAUCAUCAUCAGGACGCGAUGCCCAGGCCUCAGAUGAUGUGAGUGGAUGGUGUCGCUGUGUGAGGACCAGGUGGUAAAUCCACACACUGAACUCACAGUUCUCUCCACGGCUGAACUCCAAACUAAAAUGUGUGUUUGAUGGAACUUGUUCUUAUUCAUUUGUGUUUUGCGUGCGUUUUGUUUCAUACUAUUCUUGCCUGGGCAUCAAAUAUAUAUUUUUAAAAUUGUAAGGAUGAAUGAAGCAUUUUUACGACGUCUCACCUCAAUGAAAUGUGGACGUAAAGUGUGCAGUUUAAAGACUCUGGAUAAAGACAUUCUUAAAAAAAAAAAUAAAACGUGCCCCUGUUUCCUUUAUUAUCAAUUUGGUGAAAUGCUUUAACUUGUGAGGU
Molecule: messenger RNA, 1397 nt
Organism: Sphaeramia orbicularis (orbiculate cardinalfish)
Lineage: Eukaryota; Metazoa; Chordata; Actinopteri; Kurtiformes; Apogonidae
Gene: dlx4b
Product: distal-less homeobox 4b
Exons: 3
Coding region: 280-1050 (256 amino acids)
Biological process (GO): regulation of transcription by RNA polymerase II; cell differentiation; embryo development
Molecular function (GO): DNA-binding transcription factor activity, RNA polymerase II-specific; RNA polymerase II cis-regulatory region sequence-specific DNA binding
Source: RefSeq, a predicted model, not a curated record